Molecule: messenger RNA, 1482 nt
Organism: Fusarium tjaetaba
Lineage: Eukaryota; Fungi; Ascomycota; Sordariomycetes; Hypocreales; Nectriaceae
Product: major facilitator superfamily domain protein
Exons: 4
Coding region: 1-1482 (493 amino acids)
Biological process (GO): tripeptide transport; transmembrane transport; allantoate transport
Cellular component (GO): plasma membrane
Molecular function (GO): dipeptide transmembrane transporter activity; allantoate transmembrane transporter activity
Source: RefSeq, a predicted model, not a curated record
AUGGAUAACGCUCUCGAGAAGAAAAUGUCUGCGCCCAAGUCUGAUGAGCCUGAGGCAAGGGGCGAGAUCCUUGACAUGGACGAUUCAUACACUCCUGAAGAAGAGAAGGCGGUUCUUCGCAAGAUUGACAUGGUCAUCCUGCCAUUUAUGUGCUUCGUCUUCUUCCUCCAAUACCUUGACAAGCAAAGUCUUAGCUACGCUGCUGUCUUUGGUCUCAUUGACGACCUCAACUUGACCAGCUCACAAUACUCCUGGUGUAGUUCCAUUUUCUACGUCGGCCAACUGGUCGCGGAGUAUCCCUGCAUCUACCUCAUGAGCAGACUGCACCUCACCAAGUUUGUGGGAGUCACAGUUAUCGUAUGGGGCACUAUCUGCAUGUGUCUCGCAGCUCCUCACAACUUCGCCGGUUUCGCCGCCGUUCGUUUCCUCCUCGGCUUCAGCGAAGGUGCCGUAUCACCAGCCUUCGUCACCAUCACGUCCAUCUGGUACCGCAAAUCGGAACAUACACUUCGCACUGCUCUUUGGGUCACCAUGAAUGGCGUUGCGCAGGUCGUCGGAUGUCUUCUCAUGUACGGCAUUGGAAAGAAUACGUCACUUGGUCUUGCACCAUGGCGUACUCUAUUCCUUGUCUGUGGUGCUAUGACAGUCGUCGCUGGCAUCGCGUUCUUUACGCUCAUGCCCAAUGGCCCAAGAGAUGCCUGGUUCUUGAGCCCUAGAGAACGUGAGGUGUUGUCGAUGCGCAUGGCUCGGGACCGUGAGGGAGGUGACAAGACGAGCUUCAGCACCAGUCAACUCCGAGAGACGCUCAUGGACCCCAAGGCUUGGGCAGUCUUUUGGUUUGGUGUUCUAGUCACGAUGCAGUCGCCCGUACUUACCUUUGCAUCUCUUGUCAUCAAGUCGGUCGGUUACACGCAGCUCGAGACUAUGCUCUACACGGCACCAUCGGGAUCAGUUCAGAUCGGACUCUUGUGGAUUGGCGUUGGUCUCUGCACUUUGUUUCCCCGGCAGCGCUCGUUGGUCGUUCUGGUUCUUAUCAUUCCGCCUCUCAUCGGCAAUGUCUUCCUGAUGAAGCUUGACGUCAGCGCUGGUUGGGGUCUGAUUGCUGCAUCAUGGGUAUCAUCUUGUAUUACAGCUUCAAUGUCGAUCCUUCUAUCACUCUCCGCAUCGAAUGUCAAGGGAAACACCAAGAGAGCUCUGGUAAACUGCAUGUUCUUCAUCGGAUAUUGCGCAGGCUGUAUUGGGUCUCCCCAGCUUUGGACUCAUGGUCCCCGAUACCGAGAGGGCGUCAUCACCAGCAUUGUGACCUGGUGUCUACUGUUCCUGACGAUGAUUAUUUAUCGAACCCUUUGCAUACGAGAUAACAAGAAAAGGGACCUAGCUGGAGAGUGUCACAGCACUGGGGAGGUCAUUUUGGAUAAGAAUGGUUUGCCCAAGUCUGACUUGACAGACAAGGAGGAUAGGGCGUUCCGAUAUAGUUACUAG